Populus nigra (black poplar) is the source of this 3152-nucleotide messenger RNA. RefSeq lists its product as uncharacterized. The coding region runs from base 1854 to 2801 and encodes 315 amino acids. Lineage: Eukaryota; Viridiplantae; Streptophyta; Magnoliopsida; Malpighiales; Salicaceae. The transcript is spliced from 7 exons. Gene Ontology annotation, molecular function: protein binding. The record is from RefSeq and is a predicted model, not a curated record.
ACGCGUUUAAAGCAGUAUAAGAAUUACGAGAACCUCUCUCGCCCUCGAUUCGAGCUUCACAAGGAAUGCUUGGAAGUUGAGAAGGGAAAGACUUUCUAUGACUUUGAGUUCAACACACGGCUUGUCAAAUCCACAAUUGUUCAUUUUCAGGUAGAGACUUCUUCUCUUUACACUCACCUGUUUAAAUGAUUUCAUGUUUCAUCAACAAAAAAAAAUAAUUACCAUCUUUUUGGCGCAUGCUUCACAUCGUUUUAGCACUGAAUUUCUCAUGUUUUGCUCAAAAAAUUUAUUUCAAUUGGAGUUCUUCAUUAUAAUUAUUAUUUCAUACAAGUGCAUUUUUAUUUAUUUAUUUAUGGUCAAAUGUCUUGAUGCAUAAGUACUUCAUGUUCUCGUUGCACAAAGCCCUUCAUGUCUCAUAUCUUAAAAUCUCAAUAAACUGCUGCACAUCAUCGGAUCCAUGCUUAAUGCAAUUGCUGAAGAGCAAAUACAAAUUGCCACCACAUAUUUAAAUUGAUCUCCUAACAGAUGGUCUACACAUCGAUCAUGCAAAAUCAUUAUAGUUUUGCAGGUUUUGUGAUUAUAUUAUAUCCUUUAUGGACAUCUUUAAAUGCGAUUAUAGCUCUGUGCCUGAACUUGUCAGAGGUAUGGAGUUCAAAAUUGAUCAACUUUAUGCUAGGUUUAACAUUUCUCUAAUUAUUUGGGAUGUAAUCGACUUAUGAACAACUGACAAAAGUUUUCCAGCUUAAAUUAUCAUCCAUUGAGGCCAUCUACCAAUUCCCCUGCAGGCCUACGAGCUGGUGAUUAAAUCUUUCCUGGAUUUUAAAGCAUAUUUCUUGGAAAUUGAUCUGAGAGAAAUUUCCUCACUCUUUAGCUCACCAUUAGCUUUUGUGAAAUAUUUGAAUGCUCCCAAGCUAAACAGCAUAGAGCUGGGGUUCGUAUUUACUAAUGGUUUUGCUGCAGAUUUUUGAAGGAUGCUUACUUUGUUCAUGCACUGGUUAGCAGUUUCUCAAAUUUUAAUAAAAUUGAAAUAUCAAUCUUAAAUAGGUACAAUUCAUGACUGAUAGUUGUAUGCAGUAGCAUUCAAUUAGAUAUGGAUGCAUGGCAAUUAUGGUGUGAAAUGGAAUUCCUGAUCAUAUGUGAUUACUGAAUAAAUGCAUGCUUCAAAUAACAAACAAAGUUGAGUGCGCACGUGACUUUCUUACACCAUAGAUGCACACAUAGCAGCGUACACAUUAUAGAUGCAUCUGCAAUCAAGCAGAUACUUCCAUCAACACACAUAUCAUCAAACAAUUGUACAUUACCAUGUUAACAAUAUCAUCAAACAAUUGUUUUAAGGAUUCCGGUGGUAACUAUUUCAAAACUAAACUGAACUCACAUUAGCAUUGUAUAUUUACUUACUCUGCAACAGCUGAAAACUUUUGUAGAGAGCAUGAAACUGUGGAACUUAAUUGUAAUGGAUUAAUGUUUUGGUAUUCUCAUUCAUGCUUCCUUUUGACCAUCUAUCUGCUGGAUGUUCUAGCUAUGCAUUGUUGGCUGAGACCUUCAUAGCACUUGCUACUUGGUACUUAUCGUGAUACUUGUUUGUGUUCUAUCGUCUCUCGACCUAUGUUUCAUGUUCAUGCAUUGCAAUAUCUCAAUAGUUUCUCUGUUCUUUCAGUUGAUUGUUGACCUAUGUUUCAUGUUCAGGCAUUGCAAUAUCUCAUAGUUUGUAUGUUCUUUCUUUUGAUUGUUGAAUAUAUUGUUUGGCUUAACCAAUCUGUGCCAUUUAGGACUGUCAUCUCGUUAUCUCAGCCUUUUAAGCAGGGUGGAAGUUCUAUCUGGGCAGCUGGUGCAGUUAAAGAUUCGUUGUUUAUAUGCUGAGGAAUCUGCUGUGGGCAACAUCAAAGCAUGAUGUUUACCUUAUGCAAAAUUACUCAGUUAUGCAUUGGUCAUCACUACUGCGGCGAGGCAAAGAACUACUCAAUGUGGCCAAGCCAGUUGCUCCAACCCGGCAAAGCCCAGGAUUGUUGUCUCAGUCACUCUCCAGAGUGCAGAUAAGCACUAUGGCUGUCAAAGAGAACUUAAUGGUGGCAGGUGGUUUCCAGGGAGAACUUAUUUGCAAGUGUUUGGAUCAACCUGGAGUUGCAUUCUGCUCAAAGAUAACAACAGGUGAAAAUGCUAUAACCAAUGCAGUGGAUGUAUACCGUAACCACAAUGGCUCAAUGAGGAUUAUGGCCGCAAACAACGAUGCUCAAGUUAGAGUAUUUGAUGCCGAAACUUUUGCUUCCCUCCAUUGUUUCUCCUUUGACUGGUCUGUAAAUAACACCUCUGUUAGCCCAGAUGGUAAGCUGCUUGCAGUGCUUGGGGACAGUGCUGAGUGCUUGAUUGCCGAUUCUAAUUCUGGGAAAGUGACUGGAAGCCUCAAGGGGCAUUUGGAUUAUUCCUUUUCAUCAGCCUGGCACCCUGACGGGCUAAUUUUGGCCACUGGAAACCAAGACACUACAUGCAGGCUGUGGGAUAUAAGGAAUCUGUCCCAGUCCCUUGCAGUAUUAAAAGGGAAUAUGGGAGCAAUAAGAGCUCUAAAGUUCACCUCAGAUGGCAAGUUUUUGGCUAUGGCUGAGCCUGCAGAUUUCGUCCAUGUUUUUGAUACACAAUCUGAUUACCUCAAAUGCCAGGAGAUAGAUCUAUUUGGGGAGAUUGCUGGCAUUUCUUUCAGCCCCGAUACUGAAGCUCUUUUUGUUGGUGUUGCCGACCGUACUUAUGGUAGCUUGUUAGAGUUCAACAGGAGGCAUUACAAUUUUUACCUGGACUCAAUAUUCUAGUGAACCUUCCACCGACGGAGGCUUAAGUACUGUGCAUAUUAAUGUUAUUUUUAGCGUGUUGGAGCUUUGUUUGUUAGUCUUUGAAGUUGGCAACAGCAAUCCAAGGACGCAUACCCAGACGGAAACUCAGUUCCCCCACCGGGGUUUUUUGAGUUGCUUAAUUUCCAGUCAAUUCAGAGCAUUGGGCCUUCGAGAAGCCAACCUUCUUUUUUUCUUUACUUUUUUGUGAAGACGAAUUCUUUGAAGUGGUAGAAAUAGAACAAUUUUGGUGGUGUUGUAAAUCUUCCAGGAGAUGCUGUGUUUAUCUGGAGAACAUAUUAGUUUUAAUUAGUUAAAUUCUACUUUUAGAUA